GAUUCUGGACAGACAGCACAGUUUUAUCCUACCAUAACCUGUAAAGAUGUCUGAGCAAGGAUAUCCUUCACCAGCUGCCCCUGAAAGAUGCCUAAACACACCUGAACCACAGAGGACCGGCUCCUGCAAGACACCGAUCCAAAUCCUUUUCGAACACGGCGUGGUUAGUGGAGACCUGCCUGUGUUUGUGAUGGAGAAGGCAGAAGGAGAAGCUCACCAGCCCAGCUUUGUCUUCAGUGUGACCAUUGGAGGAGUUAAAUGUACAGGUCAAGGUUCAAGUAAAAAGGCGGCCAAACAACAAGCUGCAGAGGCUGCACUGAAAUUAUUAAACAUCGACACUGAAAGUGGGGUUGUUCCUGGGCGGUCCAACACGAACGGUGUGGUAGCAGAACCAAACAACCCCGUAGGCUUGCUUCAGACGCUGGCGUUGCAGAAAAGAUGGCGCGUUCCCGAAUACAUCAUUUUAACUGAAAUGGGGCCGCCGCACAGGAAAGAGUUCACUAUUAUAUGUAGAUUGGAGUCGCUCACAGAACAGGGGGUUGGUAGCACCAAAAAAGCAGCAAAGAAGGAAGCAGCAGAGAAAAUGUUGGCAAAGAUUCAAAGUUUGUCGGGCUCCUCUGAGAUCACAUGGACUCCGAAUCCAAGCGUUGGCUUUGAGAACAUCAGGAACUCCACAGCAGAGAAGAUCUCUCUACUGAGGAGAAACCCCCUGAGCAUUCCCAACACCGACUACAUUCAGAUGCUGCUAGAGCUCUCCAAAGAGCAAGGCUUUGAAGUCACAUACUUUGACAUCGAUGAGCUGACGGUGAACGGUCAGUACCAGUGCCUGGCAGAGCUGUCCACCUCCCCCGUCACCGUGUGCCACGGCACCGGCAUCUCCUGCAGCAAUGCCCACAACGACGCGGCGCACAGCGCACUCCAGUACAUGAAGAUCAUGGCCACCAGCAAAUAGAAAUCCAACCAGCAUUCACAGAUACUUCACCUAAACCAUCGCCUGUCGUCUUGUGUGUAACAGAGCAGCUCCGUGGGAUUUCUGUUGACUGUUGACAUCUAGCAGAAGCAGGUUUACCGUGGUGCUUCAGGAGUAUAGAAGUAAAUUUUAAAUGACUGCAAACAAUUAGCUUUUUCUUAAACAGCUGAAAGCCACGCUAUUCUCACACAGGGUUAUUCUCACGUUGAAAUAUAGAGCAUAACUACAUUUAUCUGGCAUAAAAACAAGACAAAAUUUUACACUGCUAACUUCUUAGCCUGUCCCCCUUUGUUUCUUUCCCUCUUCCUCCACAGUUAGCUUGAAAUUCAAACUGACAUUAAAUAAAUGUAAGGCAGCUCUGGUUAGCAUUGAAACUACUCACCUAUUGUAAAUACAGCAUUUUAGUUACCUACAGGAAUUCUGUUAGCUUAAAAAAUAUUCUUCAAUCACUAAAAUACAUCAAAAAUCACUUUUUAUCUGUUCAGAAGAAACCCUCAAUAUAUUAAUGUUGAUUCUAUUAUGAAAGUCUCACGUAUAGUUCUGCUCGCUCAUUGAUUGACAUCUAUCACUUUUUUUGAUAGUCAAUCAAAAAAAAAAUUUAAUACAUAUUUGAACUUAAAAAACUAAACAUUUAUUGCUUAUUUGAAACGCGCUAAAUACCAAAAUAAUGUUAACAAUCUAUUCAACGCUCAGAAAUGAUGAAUUCUGAAUAGAUCGUAUUCAAACAAGUUUUUUUACAUCCUAAAUGCAAAAUCUAUAUUUUUUUCGUAAAGCUGUUACUCAAUGAGUUGGUUUUUAUUAAAUGAUUUAGUGUGACGAUUAUUCGAUCACUAAAUUCAUUGUCAAGAUGGAGCCAUAAUGACAUUCUGAGUAGAACAGAGAGAUAAAAAUAAAAGCCUGCAUAAAAUAUAUAAGGCUCUUUAGGAGGGAAAGUGGAUCACUUACAGCAGCUGAAAAAUGUCCCUGUGGAGAAGUCUGAAAAUAUGUGCAUGAGGCUAUAGUAUGAUGGUUUUACAUAAAGCCAUAGAUUGCUCUGGGAAAGAAACCAUAUUUUGUCCUGGAUGUAAUGAUCCUCAAUUGCUUUUACUGUCAUGGUGCAGAUUAUUCAUAUUUUUUUAUUUCUAACUACCAUCUAUAGAAUAUCAUUGGUUUAAAUUGUUUUUUUCUAAUUCAAUGCACAAGAUCAGAUUUGUUUGUUUUAUCUAAACGCGCUCUGCAGAGCGGUUUGCGCCCUUCAAACUGACCUGCAUGUUACUUUCAGCUUUCCUGAUCGUAUAAAUGUGAUUCUGUGGAACAAAAUCUCCAGACUUGUGUAAGACCUCAGCACCAGUGCAGAUUCAGGAGUUUGAAACCAGAAAAUAAAACCAAUAGAGUCCUAAA
Messenger RNA from Cyprinodon tularosa, 2350 nucleotides. RefSeq names its product protein kinase, interferon-inducible double stranded RNA dependent activator (gene prkra). The transcript has 8 exons. The record is from RefSeq and is a predicted model, not a curated record. The coding region runs from base 47 to 952 and encodes 301 amino acids. Lineage: Eukaryota; Metazoa; Chordata; Actinopteri; Cyprinodontiformes; Cyprinodontidae.